AUGGAGGGCCCAAAGGCCAUAUUACAUACGCUGGUCAGCGCAGAUGGAUCUGCAACCUACACGGCGAACAACGGACAGACGAUUGUCGCGGGCGUCAACUAUCCGGUCGAGGUGCCGUAUCGAAGUGAUGAAAUCCCAGAGUCAACCUUUAUCGACGUCAAUCUUCGACCGCAUAAUGGGGUGGGCAUGGUCAAAGAGCGACAUGUAGAAGACCUCAUCAUGCGAACACUGCAGACCAUUGUUCUCGGCGAUCUCACUCCCAGGACCAUGCUUCAAAUCACCCUGCAAGUGGUGAGUGUCGAGAGCGACGAAAGCCUACCCGGGGGUGUCAAGGGGGGCGGUCAAGGUGAGACAUAUCUCGACAUGCUCGCCUCUGCCUUGAAUGCCAGUGUGCUGGGAUGCUUGGAUGCGGGCGUGCAGAUGAAGGCGGUUGCCGGAGCAGCAUUGGUGGGCAUCGACCAGGAAGGACGCUUGGUUGUCGGGCCUGGAGUGGUACAGCGCAAGAAGUGCACCUCCUUGCAUGUUUUUGCCUUCACCAGUGACGGCAAAACAGUCUUGAUGGAGAGUGAAGGACAGUUUACCCUGAGCCAGUGGAGACACGCAGAACAGGUUGCCAGAACCGCUGUCCUUGGAAAUGUCAACAAGAUCGUGACAAGUGCAGUUAACAACAAACAGAACGACGACGGAGAUGUUGCCAUGAAUGGAACGAAUACUACUACAACCGAAAACUCGAACUCGGCUACGAGCGUUCUGGAUGUGAUCAGAAAGGCACUAGAAGCCCGAGUGAUUAAGGACGAGGGUCACCGACCAGAGUGA
This is a messenger RNA of Exophiala dermatitidis NIH/UT8656, 816 nucleotides long. RefSeq lists its product as uncharacterized. Gene Ontology annotation, cellular component: nucleolus; nuclear exosome (RNase complex); cytoplasmic exosome (RNase complex). The coding region runs from base 1 to 816 and encodes 271 amino acids. Lineage: Eukaryota; Fungi; Ascomycota; Eurotiomycetes; Chaetothyriales; Herpotrichiellaceae. The record is from RefSeq and is a predicted model, not a curated record. Gene Ontology annotation, biological process: poly(A)-dependent snoRNA 3'-end processing; U4 snRNA 3'-end processing; nuclear mRNA surveillance. The transcript has a single exon.